AUGGUUUCAUUGUUAUUCUUGAUUCUUAUCUCUCUGCAUUUUUCAACUCCAUCACUAGCUUAUUACAAUGGCUUUAUGCAAUGUUUUGAUUCCCAUUUAAAAUCCUCCUCUAACAUAAUCUUCACCAGAAAUGAUCCGCAGUAUUCUUCUGUUUUGAAAUCUUCAAUCAGAAAUCUCAGAUUCUUGAACUCAACUCUCAAACCUGAACUAAUUAUCACUCCUACUCAUGAAUCCCACAUUCAGGCAGCCAUUCUUUGUGCCAAGAAACAAAGCUUGCAGGUAAGGAUCCGAAGUGGCGGCCACGACUAUGAGGGUUCAUCCUACUUAUCUCAUCUUCCAUUCAUGAUCAUUGACCUUGUCAACCUCAGGUCCAUCAAUGUUGACGUGGAAAACGAGUGUGCAUGGGUUGAAUCUGGUGCGACAACAGGUGAAUUAUACUAUAAGAUUGCUGAGAAAAGUAAAAGCUACGGUUUCCCAGCUGGGACUUGUCACACUAUUGGAAUCGGAGGACAUAUAAGUGGAGGUGGAUUGAGUGUGAUAUCAAGAAAAUAUGGUUUAGCAGCUGAUAAUGUGAUAGAUGCAAAGAUAAUUGACGCGAGUGGAAGAAUUCUUGAGAGAAAAUCCAUGGGAGAAGAUCUUUUUUGGGCCAUUAGAGGAGGUGGAGGGUCAAGUUUUGGAGUCAUUCUUUCAUGGAAAAUCAAACUCAGUCCAGUUCCGAAAAUAGUGACCGUGUUCAAGAUCGAGAAAACACUGAAACAAGGAGCAAUCAGACUGCUCCAAAAAUGGCAAAACAUUGCAUAUAAGCUACCUAAAGAGAUUUAUCUUCAUGCAACCAUGGAAAACAUCGAUACUACAAGCAAUCCACAUGGAGAACCAAGUAUUAUAAUUUCCUUCGAAGCCUUGUUUCUUGGACAGACUCAGGAACUUCUCCUUGUAGUGCAAGAAGCUUUUCCAGAAUUGGGUUUAUCUAAAGAAGCCUGCAAAGAGAUGAACUGGGUCCAAUCUGUCCUUUACUUUGCUGGAUUCUCGCCAAAUUCUCAUUUCGAUCUAUUGCUUAAUCGCAGUGGACGAACAUCGUUCAAAUCCAAAACAGACUAUGUGAAGAACCCUAUUUCAGAAACUGGUCUAGAAGGUUUAUACAAAUUUGUUCUUGCAGAGAAAAAAUUCCGGGUCCAUUUCGAACCUUACGGAGGAAAAAUCAGUGAGAUUUCUGAUUCCGAAACUCCUUUUCCUCACAGAAGUGGAAUCAUGUAUGGUCUCCAGUAUUCAGAUUUCUGGGAAGAUGAACAAGAAAGUGAGAAACAUAUAAAGUCGAUGAGAAGCUUAUAUAAUUACAUGGGAAAUUAUGUUUCUAAAAAUCCAAGAGCUGCGUAUUUAAAUGGACGGGAUCUUGAUCUGGGCAUGAAUAGAAUUGAUGGGAAUACAAGUUUUGAAGAAGCAAGCACUUGGGGCUUCAAGUAUUUCAAGAAUAAUUUCAAGAGACUUGUUCAUGUGAAAACUGCUGUUGAUCCUUCAAACUUUUUCAAGGAUGAACAGAGCAUUCCAAUAUUAGAGUAA
Carica papaya (papaya) is the source of this 1557-nucleotide messenger RNA. RefSeq names its product tetrahydroberberine oxidase-like. Lineage: Eukaryota; Viridiplantae; Streptophyta; Magnoliopsida; Brassicales; Caricaceae. The record is from RefSeq and is a predicted model, not a curated record. Gene Ontology annotation, molecular function: FAD binding; oxidoreductase activity.